Messenger RNA from Fopius arisanus, 802 nucleotides. RefSeq lists its product as uncharacterized. The transcript has 4 exons. Bases 55 to 606 code for a protein of 183 amino acids. The record is from RefSeq and is a predicted model, not a curated record. Lineage: Eukaryota; Metazoa; Arthropoda; Insecta; Hymenoptera; Braconidae.
AUAAAAGAUCAUUGUUUACCGUGAGGUUCCACUUUUUGGAAUCACCAUCGUAAUAUGAUGAGCAAGCUUCAAGUUUUCCUGUUAUUCGUCUGUCUCUGUAUAGACUGGUCAUAUGCGGUAAAUCAUCAGCAAUGUGAGAUAAUACGUGCAGUUGACAGCGAUGAACUCUCUGUUUACCUCACGGGAUCACAGGUCCAAGCAGGAAGCAGAUCAGAAUUUUGGUACAGCUCAAUCAAUUUCCUACAAGACGUCAGCGGUCCUCUCCAGAUGACUUACAAAGUAGAAAAAUGGAAUGAUGCCUUAUUUGGAGGAGGAAGUUGGGGUUUUUAUACUGACGGUUCAGGUGACAUCUGCAGACAACCAGGAAAUGACGAACCUGGCUCUUGGGCAAAGUUUAUACGAGAUCUUUUGGGAGUCUCUAACUGCCCAAUCUCAGCGGGCGACAAAACACCAGAUAGUACUAUUCUCAGCACUAAUGUCUGCAGAAACAUGGUAUUCUACUAUGGAGUUGAUACUAGUAAAUAUAAGUACCGAGUAUUUCUCACUUUAAAUGAUGCCAGUGGCAGCGAAAUACUGAGCGGUCAAGUCGUGCUGCCCAUUCGUUAAAAACUGACAAUUGGUAGUCCCAAAAUUUUACGGCAAAACUCAACACCAGAUAAUGAGGACAUGAAUUAAUCAUAACGAUAAUUAAUUAACAAUUAUUCAUUUAAAGUCCCACUUGACUAUGUCGAACGAAAAUUUAUUUGGCAAAUUAUUUUGAGUUUCGACUAUAUGAAUAAAAUAAUUCCGUCUCAUCAUUGAA